This is a messenger RNA of Meloidogyne enterolobii, 286 nucleotides long. NCBI's taxonomy places the organism in Eukaryota, Metazoa, Nematoda, Chromadorea, Rhabditida, Meloidogynidae. The record is from the annotation of a GenBank genome assembly.
AAAUUUCAAAAUGGUAAAUCCCAAAUGCCUGCUUUCCAAAAUGUCGAUUUUUCAAAACGUCCACUUACAAAAUGCCAAUUUCCCGAAAUGUCAAAUACUCAAAAUCCCAAAUUUCAGUAAUGUUCAAUUCCACCUACUUUCAAUGAUUGCACCUCCAAAUAAAAAAGUUGUCAAUAUCGGAAGUCCAAGUAUUAACGACGAUAACAACAACAACCAUCAUCACUGGUUUCACCUUUCCCCUUCAUUUAGGCCUUAUUCAAAAAAUAAUUUGGAAAUAUCUAGAUAA